UGUGAAUAAACAAACACAGACAUUUGCUUUAUUCCAUUGUUUAUUACUGAAUGAAUCCAAUUGAGUCUCUCUUGGACUAAAAAAACAAAAGUCACAAAGCGAAAAAUGUGACAAGUAGAUCACAGAAAGAGUAAUGGCAAACUUGAUACAGCAGCAGCAGCAGCAGCAGCAACAACAACAACAUCAAGUUAUGGAAACAUCCUCAAAUCAUGAAGAGACACAAAAAUCUGGAUGGAGAAAGUUUUUGCCAUAUAUAGGCCCUGGUUUUCUUGUUUCGUUGGCUUACCUUGAUCCUGGAAACAUGGAAACUGAUUUGCAAGCUGGAGCUAAUCACGGAUACGAGUUGCUGUGGCUGGUACUUAUUGGACUCAUAUUCGCGCUUAUAAUUCAGUCACUGGCUGCAAAUCUUGGUGUAACCACUGGCAAACACCUUUCAGAAGUAUGUGAAGUUGAAUAUCCAUUAUUUGUGAAGUAUUGCUUAUGGUUAUUAGCAGAGGUUGCUGUCAUAGCAGCUGACAUACCUGAAGUGAUUGGGACAGCCUUUGCUCUCAACAUACUAUUCAACAUCCCAUUAUGGGCAGGAGUUCUGUUGACUGGCUUCAGCACUCUCUUGCUUUUGAGUCUGCAGAGGUUUGGGGUGAGGAAGUUGGAACUACUGAUAACAAUCCUAGUAUUUGUAAUGGCUGGAUGUUUCUUUGCUGAAAUGAGCUAUGUAAAUCCCCCAGCUUCUGGUGUACUUAAGGGAAUGUUUGUGCCCAAACUGGCUGGUGAAGGAGCCGUAGCCGAUGCUAUUGCUCUUUUGGGGGCCCUUAUCAUGCCGCACAAUCUUUUCCUCCACUCUGCUCUUGUGCUAUCUAGAAAAGUACCUAAAUCUGUGAGAGGCAUCAAUGAAGCAUGUAGAUAUUUCCUCUAUGAGAGCGGAUUCGCUUUGUUUGUGGCGUUUUUAAUCAAUGUUGCAAUGAUUUCUGUGUCGGGCACUGUCUGCUCUGCCAAUGACCUAUCUGGAGACAAUGUUGAACGCUGCAAUGAUCUCACCCUUAACUCCGCUUCUUUCCUUCUAAAGAAUGUGUUGGGACGAUCGAGCUCAACCAUUUAUGCCAUAGCACUGCUUGCCUCAGGACAAAGUUCUACCAUCACAGGAACUUAUGCAGGACAGUACAUCAUGCAGGGUUUCUUAGACAUAAGGAUGAAAAGAUGGAAAAGGAAUUUGAUGACUAGAUGCAUUGCCAUAGCACCCAGUCUUGCUGUUGCCAUCAUUGGUGGUUCUUCUGGCUCUAGUCGCCUUAUCAUCAUCGCAUCGAUGAUACUUUCUUUUGAGCUUCCAUUUGCUUUAAUUCCACUCCUUAAGUUUAGCAGCAGCAGUACCAAAAUGGGACCUCACAAGAAUUCUAUGAUUAUCAUUACAAUCUCAUGGAUACUAGGUUUUGGAAUCAUUAGUAUCAAUGUGUACUACCUCAGUACUGCCUUUGUGAAGUGGAUAAUACAUAGUAGUCUACCAAAGGUGGCAAAUGUGUUCAUUGGGAUUAUAGUGUUUCCUCUAAUGGCAAUUUAUAUUGCCUCAGUUAUCUACCUUACCUUCAGAAAAGACACUGUUGAGAUGUUCAUCGAGACGAAAAAUGAUACAGUAAUGCAAAACCAAGUGGAAAAAGGAAUUGUGGAUAAUGGUCAACUAGAGUUGAGCCAUGUUCCUUAUAGAGAAGAUUUAGCUGAUAUACCACUACCAGAAUAAAGGAUCCAAGGCUAUGAAUCAAGUGCGUUUCACACAAAGAAGGGAUUCUGUAUUGAAGCUGGAAAAUUCAUAUGUUUCAAAUCAUUCUAAUGAUAGAAAGCAAUUGUAGUUUCGGUUGUAGAAAACAUUUAUAGCUCCUCUACUAGUUGAAGUUAGAAUCUAAAAUCUUUGUUUUUUUAAAAUCUUUUCUCAUCUAAUCUCUUAAUGACUACCAAUCACUUAUAUCA
Messenger RNA from Medicago truncatula (barrel medic), 1956 nucleotides. RefSeq names its product metal transporter Nramp5. Gene Ontology annotation, biological process: manganese ion transport; iron ion transmembrane transport. Gene Ontology annotation, cellular component: plasma membrane. Lineage: Eukaryota; Viridiplantae; Streptophyta; Magnoliopsida; Fabales; Fabaceae. The transcript has 13 exons. The record is from RefSeq and is a predicted model, not a curated record. Gene Ontology annotation, molecular function: manganese ion transmembrane transporter activity; cadmium ion transmembrane transporter activity. Bases 134 to 1729 code for a protein of 531 amino acids.